Messenger RNA from Anneissia japonica, 966 nucleotides. Its product is annotated as laccase-25-like. The record is from RefSeq and is a predicted model, not a curated record. The transcript is spliced from 3 exons. NCBI's taxonomy places the organism in Eukaryota, Metazoa, Echinodermata, Crinoidea, Comatulida, Comatulidae. Gene Ontology annotation, molecular function: copper ion binding; oxidoreductase activity. The coding region runs from base 62 to 322 and encodes 86 amino acids.
GUUCAGGGUCCUAGCGCAGUCUUCUGACUUGUCCGGAUAUAAUAUCCCUACACGGGAGACAAUGAUUUCCCUUGAUGAACAAGGAUUGCUCACGCGGAUUUCACCAUCACAUGCUGUUAAAAAAGACACUGUGAAUGUUCCAGCUCACGGCUAUGUGAUCCUGAGAUGGAAAACGGAUAGUCCAGGAUAUUGGUUUUUUCAUUGCCAAACAAAUAGCCACAUUGAAACGGGACAAGCAACGGUUCUCCAGGUUGGUGAAGUUGAUGACAUCCCGAUGCCACCAGCCGACUUCCCUACCUGUAGUCCAUGGUCAAAACAAUAACAUCGACAACUACAGAAGGAGUAUUUAAGUUACUGUAACCUCUUUGAUUUGGUUUUCUAUGUGGAGGGUAUAUGAAUAUUGCUGCCUAAUUAAAUGUUCGUAAUUGGAUGUAAUAGCCGAUGCAAUCUAGAAAACUACGCGUCACCGGUUGUACCAGAAUGGAUGCAAGUUUAUUACCAUGUAGCACCAACAGGAUAUGCUUUUUAGACCUUAGGCUAAUAGAGCGAUAUAUUUGAAAUGUCGAGAUUUCUCAUAACUAUCAGUUCUUUUACGUGGUGUACCGGAAAAUAAUUUAUUAUUAACAUGCAAACUUUCUAACAACAUUCUAUAAGAUGAUAUAUUAUAUUACCAUGCAGUAAAGUCAAGAGAAGUACAUUUAGUUAUUAGAGGUUUAUGUGUUAUAAUUAGAAAUAUAUUACUAUUUUUUCUUUUACAGUAAUGCAAUUAUUUAAUAGAUAUACAUAUGAAUAUUGUUUGCAUUCUGCAGUUUCGAAAUAAAUAUAAUAAAUGUUAUGUGCCAUGAAAUAAUCCAUUAAAAAACGAUAGAAAACAGACUAUAUACAUUGAUUAUAGUUUUUAUCACAUGUUUUGCGAAGGUUAGUUGAUAAAAUGGAUGAAUAUUAAAUAUUAUGCUUUGACAUCAA